AUGGCAGAGGGCAAGAAUCACCACCUUCUGAAGCUCUGGAAGGUCUGCGUGCGCAUCUACAACUGCACGCCGCAGCAGCUCAUUUCAAGGGCCAAUCACCUCGUUUUCGACACCGUCAACAACCAUACAUUUGGGUACCUUAACUCGAACGGCGUCUUGAAGAGAAGACGCACGUCAGCGUGGUCGGUGGGCUUCUGCGACUCGCUCACUCAGCUGAUUUUCCACCCUCUAUUCCAGCGCAACGCCAAGCUCAUCGUGGUUGCACUGCAGUACGCAGUCAUGCUCAGGGUGAGAGAGCUCCAGGACUGGCCACUGACAAACCCGACUGGGGAAGACUUUUUCGACGCGCUCAUGGAUGUCAUUCACGACAAUCGCGGUCUCAACAAGGACCCUUCCAUCCUGAGACGGAAGGCCGUGGCCCUUCUCAUGGCCGAUGGACAAUCGCCACCUCUCUUUGAGAAGUUCAUGCGCCGCCUCGAGAAGAGCGUCGACAGCUCUGAAUCCCUUAUCGAGUGCCUUGGGAGCGUGCAGAGCCGGCCGUACGCAGUCAACGCCAAGGACCUGUCCAACAUCAGGAACGCGCUGGACGGUAUGACGCACGCGGGGAUGCCGCUGUGGGCGCUGACCGUCAAGCUCUACGACGCCUACGCGACAAAGGGUAGAAGCAGCGAGGACGAGGUGCCCAAGGGCAAACAACUCAGCGAAUACCUCGAGCGCGAUGUCCUCGCUACACGUCGGUGGAAGGCAAGAGAACAGAACCGACAGCAACGGCUCGCUGAAAUGCCCCACGCCGCCUCUCCCAGUCUUCCGAAGCGCUUUCUGUCGUAUUCCAGCGCCAAGAAGCUCCGCAAUAAUCAACAACAGACAAACGAGAAUCUGAGGGAUGAGGCCCGCAGACUCAGGGCCGAGCUUGAUGAGCUGCGUGAGGAGAAUGAACGCCAUCAUCGCGAGCUACAGGAGCUUCGUGAGAGGGAGGCUGCUUGGGAGAUGGAGGAGCUUCGCGAGAGGGAGUGUUCUCGUGAGAGGGAGUGUUCUCGUGAGAUGGAACUGCUAAAUUGGAAUGGCUCGACCAACAUGCGAAGUCCCAGCUUGUCUGCGCUCCCGGACUGCUCUUCUCCGGUGGAGAACAAUACCGCCGAGCCCACGCGUCUUGAAAUUCUCCAGGAAUCCAGGAAGCUUAUACGCAAAGCGGCAGCCAAGCACGAGUAUCCCGCCUACCAGCCUCAUGCACCCGCUUGA
Molecule: messenger RNA, 1239 nt
Organism: Colletotrichum higginsianum IMI 349063
Lineage: Eukaryota; Fungi; Ascomycota; Sordariomycetes; Glomerellales; Glomerellaceae
Exons: 1
Coding region: 1-1239 (412 amino acids)
Source: RefSeq, a predicted model, not a curated record